Messenger RNA from Colletotrichum truncatum, 1365 nucleotides. Its product is annotated as o-methyltransferase. The record is from RefSeq and is a predicted model, not a curated record. NCBI's taxonomy places the organism in Eukaryota, Fungi, Ascomycota, Sordariomycetes, Glomerellales, Glomerellaceae. Gene Ontology annotation, molecular function: O-methyltransferase activity.
AUGGCUACCGCUGAGCAACAAAUCACCCAUCUCCGCUCCCUUCUUGACAUAAUUUCCACCUCAACGAACGACCUCAUCAAUGAACUUUCCUCCUCUCUGUCCUCCAAGUCCAUAAAUGGUAACGGAUCUACAGUAGCCUAUGCCGAUGUUCGCAUCCCGAAAGAUCCCAAGACGGAAGAGGCGCGCAAGCGCAUCAUUGCUGCCACGGCUUCUCUCGAGGCUGCCGUGAUCACACCCCAAUGGCGACUCAGCCACCUAGCACACAGUUAUUUCAUACCUCGCGCGCUGCACAUGGCUGUCGAAUGGAAGAUUCCCCAGCUCUUGGAAACCAACGGGCCCAUGAAACUUGAUGCCCUUGCCGCCGAGACGGGCAUCGUUGACACGCGCAAGCUGGGGCUUGUGAUGAGAACGCUUUGCGCUCACCAUAUUUUCGCCGAGACGGCCCUCGACGUCUUUGCCAACAACGAGGCGUCGACCACCCUUGCCACAAAUGAGCGCCUCGCCAGCUCGGUGCGCUACGCCUCCUUCCUCUUCCCCACGGCUGAUGUGCUCCCGAGCCUCCUGAAAGACCCGACCCUCUGCGCCAGCUAUGAAUCGCGAGAUUCGGCCUUCGCCAAGAGCAUCGGCAAGGGUAUGGGCCAGUUCGAGUACCUGAAUGCGCACCCUGAGUGGCGCGACUGCUUCAAUCUCUGGCUCGCCUCGCUGGGCGAGUACCUUCACGGGCUGACCGAUGUGCGUGGGUACCCUUGGGAAUCCACCCUCAAGAACGGCGCCGUGGUAGUCGAUGUCGGCGGCGGAGUCGGAAGCUCCAUACAAGCCUUACGGGACAACUUCCCCGACCGCCGGAACGACUUUGUCGGCAUCGUUCAGGACCAGCCCGGCAUGAUCGAGCACGCCACUGCCCAUUGGCAAAUGACGGACCCUCAAGCGCUAGCCACGGGCGCGGUUAAGCUCACUGUGCAUGAUUUCUUCAAAGAGAACCCCGUCAAGGGCGCCGAUGUAUACUGGUUUCGGUCGGUCAUUGUGGACUGGCAGGACGACGACUUGACCAGGAUAUUCACGCACAUCAAGAACGCCAUGGCGCCAGGAAAGUCUCGCCUGUUGAUCGGCGAGUACAUCAUGCACCCGACGUGCGGUGAUGCCCUGCUACCCGACGCGCCGCCCCCGUUGCUGAAGAACUAUGGCGAAUUCCAAGCCAUGGGGCUUAUCUCAGGUUUCGUCCUGACCGUGAGCCCAAACGGCCUUCAGCGCACCGUUCAGGAAGUGAACAAUGUUGUUGAGGCGGCUGGCUUGAAGAUUGUCAAAGUGUGGAUUUGCCGUGGCCUGGGGAACGUCAUUGAGUGUCGGUUGAAGGAAGACGUGUAA